AAAGCAACUGAGUAGAGAGAGGAGAGAGCACCCACAGGAUCUACAAUUAGUAUUACUACUCCUACUAUUAUUAUUAUUAUUAUUAUUAUUAUUAUUAUUAUUGUUAUUCUGCUAUUAAAAAAUUAAGCUUUCAUUUAAACUUGUGUCUCUCCCACUCACAGAACUCCUCUGGGGAAAAUGGAAGAUUUGGGGAAAGUAUUUCCAUUUAAUGUCAGGUCUUCAUUCAUGUUUGACUCCUUGGUAAAGUGGAGCGGAACGUUUGGGCGCGUAAUUGGACUUGUUCGUUGUUCCUGUGAGUGAAAUGAAAAAGGUCUGCAAUGAUUUUGGCUUUGAAUUAACUAUGGGCGCGCACAUCCUGGAGUCCAACUCCAGCGGCAACUUGACUCCCGCGGUGUCCGAGGCUGGGACCGUCCUCCCCGGCUACCUGGCGGUGAUCUUAUCGGUCCUCAUGGUGACUCUGGUUGUCGUUGUGGUGGCUGGAAACGCGCUGGUCAUCAUGGCUUUUAUUGUGGAUAAAACCCUGAGAAAUCAAAGCAACUACUUCUUCCUGAACCUUGCUAUAUCUGAUUUUCUUGUGGGUGCCUUCUGCAUCCCGGUGUACAUCCCGUACAACCUGACAGGCCGGUGGAUGCUGGGUAAGGGUCUCUGCAAGGUGUGGCUGGUCAUGGACUACCUGCUCUGCACCGCCUCAGUCUUCAACAUUGUCCUCAUUAGUUAUGACCGCUUCCUGUCAGUCACAAGAGCAGUUAAAUACAGAGCACAGAGAAACAUGACCCGCCAGGCUGUGUUCAAGAUGGUGGCGGUGUGGGUGCUGGCCUUCCUCCUCUACGGCCCCGCUAUUAUCUUCUGGGAGACAGUCGUCGGCCAGAGUGUCGUCCCGGCUCAUGAGUGCUAUGCCGAGUUUUAUUUCACCUGGUACUUCCUGCUCAGCGCUUCUACCUUUGAGUUCUUCACCCCGUUUGUGUCUGUGGCUUUCUUCAACCUCAGCAUUUACCUGAACAUCCAUCGCAGGAACAAGAGCGGAGGCGCCUGUGCCGAGGAUGACGCCAAGACGCAGAGGAUCAGUAAGAAGCACAGAGACGGAGGAGGCUGGUCUGUGUUUUUUGUGAAGACUCGGAAGGUGUCGUCCAGUGAGCCUACCGCUAUCUCUGCAGUUAUCGAGGACGACGAUGUCCUGUCCCCUUCCUCCAGCGGGGAACCUAAUACCAGUCAGAUAUUCAUGCAGAGGGAGAAGUUCUCUCCUAAUAGAAAAAACUCCAGGCUGUUUCAGCAUACAGCCUCCUGCAUGGCGCCUGGCCGCAGAACACAGGGAUCGCGUCUUUCACGAGACAAAAAGAUAGCAAAAUCUUUGGCCAUUAUUGUGUGCAUUUUUGGGAUUUGCUGGGCUCCUUACACUCUACUUAUGAUUAUUCGUGCCGCCUGUAGUGGUGCAUGUGUGGCGGACUACUGGUACGAGAUUACAUUCUGGCUUCUGUGGCUGAACUCUGCCAUCAACCCGUUCUUGUACCCUCUGUGCCACAGCAGCUUUCGAAGGGCUUUCUCAAAGAUACUGUGUCCCAAAAGACAUUCAGUCCAGCCUCAGAUUGAGGCUCAGUCUUGUUAGAUGAACUCAAUUGCACUUUCAUGCUUUAUGAAUGCAGUAACUAUUGUUGGUCAAACACUGUAAAAAACUAAAAUCCAUAUAUUGUUCUUCCAUCACAAAAAUUCAGUUCUCAAAAAUAAGCAGUAAAGUGAGUUGCACGAGGAUUGUCACAGCAUAUCUGACAGCAAUACAACAAUUCACCAUACAGUGAUUGUGAAAACUUGCAGUUAUAAUAUCUUUAAUGACAGGGUGAAGCAUGGGGACUUGUAUGGCACCUUUGAAAGACAUAAUUGCCUUUGAUUAAAGCGCUCCAAAGAGCCGAUGUCAGAUUUUUCAAAUGGUGUACGUCUUCAUUUCAGAAUGUAUGCUAACCUUCAUAGACAAUCUCGGUAAGUAGGACAGGAAGGAGUGACGUGGUUGAGGCUUUCUCGCUACUCAGUUCUUUAUGUGCUGAAGGCUGUGAAAUGAUUACUUAUGCAUCCAGAUAGAAUUUGAUGACCAUAAUUUAGUCUAAGAUAUUAUAUGAGAACUACAGCACUCCACGUUGUUAAAUUAUGGUCUGUCUGGAUGAAAGUGCGGAGGAUGGAGGAAACAGCUUCAGCGAACAUACAGUUUUGUCACAGGGCUGCUGUGACAAGAAAACCUUUCAACUCCUAUUUAGAUCAAAUUGACGUGAGGGAAAGAUUUUAUGGUCUUUUAUGGUUUCAUAAAGUUUGAUAAUCUCUCUGCACACAAAACCUUUUCUCAACACACUGCUGUUAAUUUGAAACAGAAGGCCAUUUUUUUUCAGAAAGAUACUUUACAAAUCUUUUCAUCGUGCAGUAAAAGGAUGAUAAAUGUGGAGUCCUCAAAGUUCAAAUCAACUGAAAAACAAAGAAGAAUGACCUGUAUUUGUUUACGGACUACUGAGUGAACCUUUAUCCCAGUGAUUUUUUAUUUAAUUUUAUCUGAAAAGUGGGCUAUGGGCAGGGGGAAUCAGCACCGAAUCUGCGCUUCAGUUGAAAAAGGUGUUCUUGUUGAUGUUACAAAUGUACAGCACUAUAAAAUGAGAGCAGCAUUAAAACUUUUGUACAAUAAUACCUAUGCCAAGCUAGAUGGUUGUGUUCUUUAAGUGCAGUAUUUAUUUAAAGACUUGACUUGACCCAAACUACUUGACUACUUUGUAUGUUGGCUAUGAGUGUGUGUCAGUGUCAGUAGCCAAAGAAAGAAUAAAAGGAAAACUGCCUACAGGCUUUGUAAGUGUACAUGUUGUAGAAGGAAUAGUAUAGGACAUUUUGGGAAGUACCACCUAUUCACUUUCUUGCCGAGAGUUAGAUGAGGAGAUUGAUACCACACACUGCAGCCAGCAACUGGUUAGCUUAGCUUAGCAUAAAGGCUGGGAACGGGACAACGGCUAGCUUGAUUUUGUCUGAAGGUAACACAAUCUAAAGUU
This is a messenger RNA of Morone saxatilis (striped sea-bass), 3014 nucleotides long. Its product is annotated as histamine H3 receptor. Gene Ontology annotation, cellular component: membrane. The transcript is spliced from 3 exons. The record is from RefSeq and is a predicted model, not a curated record. Gene Ontology annotation, biological process: adenylate cyclase-activating adrenergic receptor signaling pathway. Gene Ontology annotation, molecular function: histamine receptor activity. NCBI's taxonomy places the organism in Eukaryota, Metazoa, Chordata, Actinopteri, Moronidae. The coding region runs from base 302 to 1603 and encodes 433 amino acids.